UUGUCUUGGCCCAAAAGGCCGAGAAUGGAGUACCACAACGCGAGUAAUUUUCUUGGCAAUGUGUCCAGUGUGCUGCGUCCGGAUGCGCGACUAUCCGCGGAGUCGCGUCUGCUGGGCUGGAAUGUGCCGCCGGAUGAACUGCGUCACAUACCCGAACACUGGCUGUCAUAUCCGGAGCCGCCGGAGUCAAUGAACUAUCUGCUGGGCACGCUCUACAUCUUCUUUACGGUCAUCUCGAUGCUUGGCAAUGGCCUCGUCAUCUGGGUCUUCUCCGCGGCCAAGUCGCUAAGGACACCAUCGAACAUUCUCGUGAUCAAUCUGGCCUUCUGUGACUUCAUGAUGAUGAUCAAGACGCCCAUUUUCAUCUACAACAGCUUCAAUCAGGGCUAUGCCCUGGGACACCUGGGCUGUCAGAUCUUCGGCAUCAUUGGCUCGUACACGGGCAUAGCGGCGGGUGCGACGAACGCCUUCAUCGCCUACGAUCGCUACAAUGUGAUCACACGGCCCAUGGAGGGCAAGAUGACGCACGGCAAGGCCAUUGCCAUGAUCAUAUUCAUCUAUCUGUAUGCGACGCCCUGGGUGGUGGCCUGCUACACGGAAACCUGGGGCCGUUUCGUGCCCGAGGGAUAUCUCACGUCGUGCACCUUCGACUAUCUGACGGAUAACUUCGAUACGCGUCUCUUUGUGGCGUGCAUAUUCUUCUUCAGCUUCGUCUGCCCCACCACCAUGAUCACGUACUACUACUCCCAGAUUGUGGGCCAUGUCUUCAGCCACGAGAAGGCGCUGCGCGAUCAGGCCAAGAAGAUGAAUGUCGAUUCGCUGCGCUCGAAUGUGGACAAGAGCAAGGAGACAGCUGAAAUUCGCAUUGCCAAAGCGGCCAUCACCAUUUGUUUCCUGUUCUUUGUGUCGUGGACGCCAUACGGCGUAAUGUCGCUCAUUGGUGCCUUCGGGGACAAGAGUCUGCUCACACCCGGCGCCACAAUGAUACCCGCCUGCACCUGCAAAAUGGUGGCCUGCGUCGAUCCCUUUGUGUAUGCCAUCAGUCAUCCCAGAUACCGCAUGGAGCUGCAGAAGCGCUGCCCCUGGCUGGCCAUCAGCGAGAAGGCCCCAGAAUCAGCGUCCGCUGUCUCCACCAGCACCACCCAGGAGCAGCAGCAGCAGCAGCAGCAACAGCAAACGACGGCCGCCUAAAACCAAACAUGACAAUGAUGAUGAACUGCAUGACCACCCCACCCAACCCCCGUUGACGGAACACGAGCUCGUAAUACAAAAUGCCAUGGUACAGAAAAUUCUAUAAAAAUUCAAAGUCUUUGUGCUGAACAAAUGUGUGUGAAAUAUUUUAUGAUUAUGAUUUGUAGCUAUUGUUUUUGUUGGGUGUUAAAUAAUCAAAUAAAUAGUGAAUUAUUGCAAGUAAAAA
This is a messenger RNA of Drosophila obscura, 1417 nucleotides long. Its product is annotated as opsin Rh3. The transcript has a single exon. Gene Ontology annotation, cellular component: membrane. Lineage: Eukaryota; Metazoa; Arthropoda; Insecta; Diptera; Drosophilidae. The record is from RefSeq and is a predicted model, not a curated record. Gene Ontology annotation, biological process: G protein-coupled receptor signaling pathway; visual perception. Gene Ontology annotation, molecular function: G protein-coupled receptor activity. The coding region runs from base 25 to 1191 and encodes 388 amino acids.